Molecule: messenger RNA, 231 nt
Organism: Monascus purpureus
Lineage: Eukaryota; Fungi; Ascomycota; Eurotiomycetes; Eurotiales; Aspergillaceae
Source: the annotation of a GenBank genome assembly
AUGUCUACUAACCAGGAGAGAAAGCGCUCUGUAAACCGCCUGGUGCAACAAAAGUUCCGUCGCCAACGGAAGGACUAUAUCGCUCACCUCGAGAGGGAACUGGCCCUAUGUCGCGCCGGGGGUAAUGACAAGCUCGUUCAGCGACGGCAUGAAGUCACGCGGCUGCGCGAGCGCCAGAGAGAACUCGAAUCACCGAAUCCUCAUCAGACUCUCCCGCCGAUGAGAAAGUGA